ACAUCCAGCAUCCCCAGACCACUGGAGAGACCUCCGAGAAGACGCGAAGAUUGUUUUUAUUUUUUAGAUUAAAAGCCUAAUAUUUUAUUGGAAUCUAGGCUUGCUGACUAUCUUAAUAUUAAAUAAUUUUCUUUGGGGUGGCUGAUUUUGCAUCUCCUUGAUGCGCAGUUUAUCAAGGAUAAACCCAGACAGCCAUUACUGCGGCUCUUGUUUUGCCAAAGCAUCGUGGAGGAGAGCAGAUUCCUGCUUUGCCGUGGCAGAGCUCUCAUCUAUCCAGACUCCAUUUUUAUUUAAACAGAGCACCAACCUAAAUUUGGAUGUCUAACACAGAUUGAACUAGUCUCAGAAAGCAGUGGGGCUCCAGUCUGGCACCUUCUUUAGCUGACCCCUAACCUUGAGAUUCUGAAAACCCACUCCUGGCACCAUGGGAACUGUGCUAUCUCUUUCACCCAGCUACAGGAAGGCCGCCCUGUUUGAAGAUGGCCCGGCCACCGUGGGUCACUACACGGCAGUUCAGAACAGCAAGAACGCCAAAGACAAGAAUCUUAAACGGCACCCACUCAUCAACGUACUGCCUUGGAAACGAAUAGUAGCCGUCUCCACCAAGAAAAAGGGGUCUAAGAAGGUGCAGCCUAAUGCCGGCUACCAGAACAAUGUUUCUCACCUCAACAAUGAGAACCUCAAGAAGUCGCAGUCUUGUGCAAAUCUCUCCUCCUUUACACAGGACCAGUCGAGUCCAUCAAAUCAAGGCUCCAAAAACUCCAACAACACAGCUUCAUCGGUCAAGAAGGUGCCUCUUUCCAACUCUAACAUUGUUCCCGGGACACCCAAGAGGGUGAUAGUCCAAGCCUCCACCAGCGAGCUGCUGCGCUGUUUGGGAGAGUUCCUCUGCCGGAGAUGCUAUCGACUCAAGCACCUUACUCCCACCGACCCCGUGCUGUGGCUCCGUAGCGUGGAUCGUUCUCUGCUGCUGCAGGGCUGGCAGGACCAGGGCUUCAUUACUCCAGCCAAUGUGGUUUUCGUCUACAUGCUCUGCCGUGACGUGGUCUCCUCUGAAGUGGCUACGGAGCAUGAGCUGCAGGCCGUGCUGCUGACCUGCCUCUACCUGUCUUACUCUUACAUGGGCAAUGAGAUUUCCUACCCUCUCAAGCCGUUCCUGGUGGAGACCUCCAAGGAGACAUUCUGGGACCGCUGCCUGUCCAUCAUCAACAUGAUGAGUGCCAAGAUGCUGCAGAUCAACUCGGAUCCUCACUAUUUCACCCAGGUCUUUGCAGACCUCAAAAAUGAGAGCCAGAAGGAAGAGGAGAGGAGUCGUCUGCUCAUUGGCCUGGACCGGUGAGGGGGCUUUAGUUUAUGUCUUUGGUGGCACUCUCGUCUGGCAUUUUUUAAAGUGAUAGUUCACCCAAAAAUGAAAAUUCUGAGAAAUCUAUUCACCCUGAUGUUUUUCCAAACCUGCAUGCCAUUCUUUCCUCUGUGGAACACAAAAGAAGAAGACAUUUUGAAAAAUGUCUCUGUGUAUCUUAGUCCAGGAUCAAUGGGGUCCAACAGGUUGUUUAACUCUCAUUGUAGGCUCUUAAAAAUAAAGGUUCCAAGUGGGGAUUUUAACAGUGAUACCAUAGAAGAACCAUUUUUGGUUCCCUAAAGAACCUUUCAGUUCUUAAAGAACCAUUUU
This is a messenger RNA of Carassius carassius (crucian carp), 1672 nucleotides long. RefSeq names its product cyclin-dependent kinase 5 activator 1-like. Gene Ontology annotation, biological process: activation of protein kinase activity; brain development; positive regulation of cyclin-dependent protein serine/threonine kinase activity. NCBI's taxonomy places the organism in Eukaryota, Metazoa, Chordata, Actinopteri, Cypriniformes, Cyprinidae. The coding region runs from base 425 to 1339 and encodes 304 amino acids. Gene Ontology annotation, cellular component: cytoplasm; protein kinase 5 complex. The record is from RefSeq and is a predicted model, not a curated record. The transcript has 2 exons. Gene Ontology annotation, molecular function: protein kinase binding; cyclin-dependent protein serine/threonine kinase activator activity.